AUGCAUGAGGUUGUCACUCUUCAGCUGGGUCAGCGGGCGAACUACUUGGCCACCCAUUUCUGGAAUCUUCAGGAAUCAUAUUUCACAUACAACGAUACUGAAGAAACCCCUGUUGACCAUGAUGUGCAUUUUCGACCAGGAUAUGGCGCCGAUGGCUCAGAAACAUACACCCCUCGGACAGUCAUCUAUGACCUCAAGGGUGGAUUUGGUACUCUGCGCAAAUAUAAUGCACUGUACGAGCUGACCGAAGACUCGGUAGCAGACCAAGGCCUCUGGGAUGGAAAAGAGGUCGUUCAGAAACAGGCCCCUAUCCCACAAAGUGACUAUCAAAAAAGCUUAGAUCAGGGCAUCUCAGCACCACAACUAACCUCAGACACGGUGCGGUACUGGUCGGAUUACAACAGAGUAUUCUACCAUCCACGUUCAAUCGUCCAAUUAAAUGAAUAUGAGUUGAACUCACAGAUAAUGCCCUUUGAAGACUGGAAUGUCGGCGAAGAGCUCUUCCAUGAUCUUGACAAAGAACAUGACCUCUUGGACAGAGACCUAAGACCAUUUGCCGAAGAAUGUGAUCAGAUGCGCGCCAUUCAAAUCUUCUCGACCUCAGAUGACGCCUGGGGUGGCUUUACUGCUCGCUACAUUGACCGCAUUAGAGAUGAAUACGGCAAGAAAAGUGUCUGGGUUUGGGCCAUGGAAGAUGGCACCAAGGUGCAACGGCAUCGGCAACUCAAAAGGGAUACGAACAAAGCGAAGUCACUUUGCUCGAUCUCGCCACAGUCGACUCUGUAUGUACCUGUCAUAGACAUUCCGCAGAAGCUUCCCCGCUCGAUCCAAGUCGAUCGGCAGUCGGAGUGGCAAACCACGGCAUUGUUAAGCUCUGCACUUGAGACAGUCACACUGCCCUCUCGACUGCGGCCCUAUCACGAUUUUGAGGCCUCGCUUGCGGGCGACGACGGAAGGCAUAAUAUCUUCGAGCUCCAAUCGACCAUCAACCCUGAAAAUGAAAAUUCAGGUGCCAACGACGAUGAAACCCCGAAAGCAAAAACCGAAUUCGACAUUGACUUCACGUACGAUGGAGAAAAGGGCAAGUCUCACCAUAUCUUCAAUCAAGUCCAGGUCUUACGUGGGAACGACUUCGGACAAUCCACCGAGCCUACCGACGGGGACUCUGGGCGUUUGCGAAAACUGCGACUGUAUAACUCGGAGUCGAUGCUUCAGAGCUACCGAACCCCACUCCAUCUGCCCAUCCUCGACAGUUUCCCGCACGGAAUGUACCCCAAAUCCUCGUCAAAUGCCGGGGUAAGUGUCUUAGCCGCAUUGACCGCUUCCACCCGGACGGCAGACAGAGUCAAGGCAAUUGAAAGUACGGCUGCACGAAUGUUAUCGGUGGAUGAACGAGAAAAUCUGGUUAAUGGGCUGGGUGAGAUCCGGGAAUGCUAUGAGACCGGUUGGAGCAGUGGAUCCGACGACGAAGAGGACUAG
This is a messenger RNA of Penicillium waksmanii, 1479 nucleotides long. RefSeq names its product misato family protein. The record is from RefSeq and is a predicted model, not a curated record. The coding region runs from base 1 to 1479 and encodes 492 amino acids. Lineage: Eukaryota; Fungi; Ascomycota; Eurotiomycetes; Eurotiales; Aspergillaceae. Gene Ontology annotation, cellular component: cytoplasm. Gene Ontology annotation, biological process: mitochondrion distribution. The transcript is spliced from 5 exons.